This is a messenger RNA of Acomys russatus (golden spiny mouse), 1633 nucleotides long. Its product is annotated as extracellular calcium-sensing receptor-like. The record is from RefSeq and is a predicted model, not a curated record. Lineage: Eukaryota; Metazoa; Chordata; Mammalia; Rodentia; Muridae. The transcript has 5 exons. Gene Ontology annotation, biological process: G protein-coupled receptor signaling pathway. The annotation marks the transcript as partial. Gene Ontology annotation, cellular component: membrane. Gene Ontology annotation, molecular function: G protein-coupled receptor activity.
AUGUGGCUGUGUGCCCUGCUUGCUGCUCUCUUUGUCUGUGUCUCUGGGUCUGCCCUCCUUGGACCGAGAGCCUGGCUGUUGCCAAGGCAGAGUCCUCGUUUUGACCGUCCUGGAGAUGUCAUGGUGGGGGGCAGCUUCUCCAUCCUUCACUUCUCUAAUGGUACCUUGUCUGAUUUCAGUGCCCCACCGUCCGGGCUGCAGGCUUCAAGUGUCUCCAAUUGGGGCUACAGGGUGGCCCAGAGUUUCGUGUUUGCCAUUGAGGAGAUUAAUAGGAGUGCUCACUUGUUGCCCAAUGUGACCCUGGGCUUCUCCAUUCGAAACUCUGGGGACUCAGUGCAUGGAGCCCUCCACGAGACGAUGAGCUUUCUCACGGGGCAGGAGGAGCCCAUCCCCAACUACGUGUGUCAGCAUGGCUCUCCUCAGGCUGCAUUGGUUGGGGACACACGGUCAUCACUGUCUGUGUCCAUGGCCAGACUUCUGGGGCUGUACAAGUUUCCUCAGGUCAGUCAUGGAUCCUCCCUACCCAUCCUGAGUGACAAGAUCCAGUUCCCAUCCUUCCUUCGGACCCUGACUAGUGACCUCACAUCUUCCCGUGCAGCUGCCCAACUGAUAAUUCACUUCCAGUGGUCCUGGGUGAUCAUUCUGGCCAAUGAUGAUGAGUUUGGGCAGCAGGCCAGCUCUCUGGCCACUGAGGUGCUGAUCCCCGAAGGUGUUUGCAUUGAAUUCCAUCUCCAUAUCCCUUCUGAUCAGUCCUUGGGGAAGAUUGAAGAGACUGUCCAGAAGAUGCAGAAGUGCACCGCCAAGGCUGUUCUGGUUUUUCUAAGCAACUCAGAUUUCCAGCUCAUCCUGUACGGCUUACUGGGUGUAAAUGUCUCAGGCCAGGUGUGGGUCAGCAAGGACACUUUGCACAUGGCUCUCGCUCUGACUGUUCCAGGCAUUUCUCGGGUCUUGCAAGGCACAUUUGGCCUUUUGCUACACAACAGCAGGGCAAUUGGCUUCCCUGAGUUUCUUGCUCACUUGCGCCCCAGCCACACCCCAGAAGACAUAUUUAUAAAGAAGUUCUGGGAGUUCACCUUUGAUUGUUCAUGGCCUCAGCAAAACAGCACGGUGACGGAGAGAGUUCAGUUCUGUUCCGGGAAUGAGAGUCUUCAAAACAAACAACAUCCUUUUCCAGAAGUGAGCAGAACGGAUGCUGCUUAUGCAGCUGUCUACAGCAUUGCUCAUGCCCUGCAUGAUGUGAUAGCCUGUGGGCAUCAGGAUGGGAAAAGUACAGACUCCAAGGACUUCCAGCCUUGGCAGCUGCUUCAUGCCCUCAGAAAUGUGCGCUUCAAGACUCCUGAUGGAAUCGAGAUUAUGUUUAAUGCCAAUGGGGAUUUAGUGUCAAAAUUUGAUAUUCUUCAAGGGCAGAAGACCCCUGAGGGUGUAUUCCAUUUGGUCAACAUAGGCACGAUAGACCCUCAAGCUUCUUCAGGGAACAAAAUGGUGGUCCAGUUGAAGGAGGAUCUCCAAGUGCCCACCUCCAUCUGCAGUGAAAGCUGCCUUCCAGGGUUCAGCCAAGUUGUCCGCCUUGGAGUCCCCCACUGCUGUUUUGAUUGCAGUCGCUGCCCUGAGGGACACUUUGCAGAUCAAAGAG